This is a messenger RNA of Lindgomyces ingoldianus, 1928 nucleotides long. RefSeq lists its product as uncharacterized. The coding region runs from base 102 to 1733 and encodes 543 amino acids. Lineage: Eukaryota; Fungi; Ascomycota; Dothideomycetes; Pleosporales; Lindgomycetaceae. The record is from RefSeq and is a predicted model, not a curated record. The transcript has 2 exons.
UUCAAAAGCCGCACGAGGCACGAUACGUUGAGAUCAAGCUGACAGUUCCUCACACUCCCCUCUGCUCUUUCCACGCUGAACUUGGGUUUUUCGCGUUCGGGAUGACGGACUCAAAAGGCGCCAAAGUUUCCACCGUCGCGCCCCAGGACGCGAUCGAAAUCGAACAGGUUGAAAAUGACCGUAACGCACCGGAAUAUUCCAAGCUGGAAGCCACAAUUUUUACUACGGAUAUCGCGCCUCGUCCAAUUUCAAGAGACGGACAACAUGUCCAACGCCAUGCCGAACUUUCCGACCUUACCGUCAACGAGCUCGACCAUGGAUACGAAGUUAACCUCGAAGAGUAUCCGUUCGUCAGGAUUGAUUCCGCACAGGAGUUAUUCGCAGGAGUGCUGUACCAAGAACACCUUAGGGUGGAUCAGAAUUUCAGCGAAAAGACAUGGAUCGAAUCCUUUUCCGUGGAUGAAUCUGGCGCUAAAUGGUUGCAAUUGGAUGAGCAUCAUUUGAGGGCAUUGGUGAAAGGUGUGAGCGAACGAUGCAACAAUGUCGCUGCGCUGUCCACCUCUAAUGGCAUGCGAAAGCUGUCCGGCUCCCGAAGGGCUCUACUAUUCUUCCUCCCACUCACGCCAACGACUUCAGACGCCUCUUUCAAGAACACGGUCCCUAUGACUCGUUCAAGCACAUCCGACUUAUUCUCUUCACUCUCCCUGAAUCCCGCAUUCUUAUUGAACAUGCUGGGCCGUCCCGAUUACUGGGCGCCACAAUCGAGAUGGGACCACGAUGGCGAUCAUUUCCUAGGCUGCGAUUUCUCUUGCCAAUAUCCGCGAUGGAACCUCCAAGCGCAAGGCGCACCUCUCUCUGUAUAUUGCAAGUACGACGCCCAACGGGACCUGACCGUCUAUCUCAUAUCGCACAAACCUAACGACACCGUGAUCCGUUCACUCCGCGCGGUCCUUUCCAACACCACUCGCCACCAAGCACGGUCUCACAUAGCAAACGUCCUCCUCGAUAGCCCCUUUGACAUACACGUCGUAAUUUCGCAGCUUAAUUUUGAAGCCUCCAAAUGGCACGUGGAACGCUUCCGUCGCUUCCAAUGGUCCGUGGUGAAUAAAGUGGAUGAUCACCUCGCUGGCCUCGAAUCCAAUGACCGGUCCAAACUCAAACAACUAACGAAGGAACUGCAGAUUGUGUCACAAAACGCCGACUCGCACAUCGCAAACGCGGAGGUCUUUCUGUUCACUGUACGCGGAAUCCGGGAUAUCGCAACGCGACUACACGUCUCCGAACAAGGCCAAAUUCGCCAGCGCACGCUCGACAUCCUCGAUUUCGUCAUUAGAAGCAUGGAGAAGCAGCAGAUGUGGUUCUUGAACUACAAGGGGCGAAAAGAUAGCACGAUGCGGCUAGUGUUCAACCUCGUCACGCAGCAGGAUGCAUUGAAUAACAUAGAGUUGGCAGCCGACAUGAAGAAGGAUAGCACAAGCAUGGCUGCAAUCGCAUCGUUAACAAUGGUUUUCUUACCAGGCACGUUCACAGCCUCCGUCCUUAGCGCUGGAAUCUUCCAGUCAACGCCUAGUAUGUCGUCCUUCAAAGUCACAGGUCUCUGGUGGUUGUGGGUCGCAACGACGUUUCCUAUCACGAUUAUUACAGUGCUCUGCUGGUGGUGGUAUAAGGGGAAGAAAGAGAAGAGAGUGCUACCUAUUGCAAAAAAUAAUGAUCAUAUUAGUGUAGAAAGUUAGAUCAUCUGCCGCCGAGGGACGUACUACAGGGAAUGCGGAAGCAUUUCCAGCCUAACCAGUGUCGGUGUUCCCCCAAAAUCUCGCCAUUUCGUAAACACCGACUUAGCUUCCGGGAGAGUGUGGCAUUAUCUCUAUUGGCCACAUGGGUCUCCCUGCCAUGACUCCAAAAUGCAACUCCAUGGAAUAGGGGGUCAG